AGAGAGAGAGAGAGAGAGCGCGAGGGGGCGGGUGUCUCUUGCGCUCGCCUCGCGCAGCCUCACACAGACGCUCGUGAAAUCAACACAAGGAAGCGGAGCGUUUGUUGGAUUCGUUAUGAAUUCCAGCCCGCUUCCAAACGGCAGGCUCCUACCGGACAGCCAGAGCUGGAACUCCUCCGGUUCCGACGAGGAUCUGGACGUCGAACCGGGACCCGGUCCGCAUGGAGGGGUGGCGGAAUUCGGAGGGGUACUCAGUAAGUGGACUAACUACAUUCAUGGAUGGCAGGACCGCUGGGUCGUGCUGAAGAACAACACCUUGAGUUACUACAAAUCCCAGGACGAGCGCGAGUACGGCUGCCGCGGUUCCCUCUGUCUCAGCAAGGCUGUCAUCACUCCUCAUGAGUUUGAUGAGUGCCGAUUGGACAUCAGCGUCAAUGAUAGCGUGUGGUAUCUACGUGCUCAGGACCCAGAGCAUCGCAACCAAUGGAUCGAGUCCAUCGAGCAACACAGGGCCGAGUCUGGUUAUGGCUCUGAGUCCAGUUUGAGGAGACACGGCUCCAUGCUGUCCCUCACAUCAGCCACCAGCGGAUACUCCGCCACCUCCACCUCCUCCUUUAAGAAGGGUCACAGUCUGCGGGAGAAGCUGGCAGAGAUGGAGACGUUUCGAGACAUCCUCUGCAGGCAGGUGGACACGCUGCAGAAAUACUUCGACGGCUGCUCUGACGCCGUGACCAGAGACGAGCUCCAGAGAGACAAGAUCGUGGAGGACGAUGAAGAUGGUUUCCCUAACACUCGCUCCGAUGGAGAAUUCCUGCAUAACAACAACAACAGCAAGGAAAAACUAUUCCAGUGUUUGAGUCAUAAAGGCAUUAAUGGGAUAGAUUUUAAAGGAGAGGCCAUCACGUUCAAGGCGACCACAGUGGGGAUCUUGGCCACGCUUUCUCACUGCAUCGACCUGAUGGUGAAGAGAGAGGACAGCUGGCAGAAGAGACUGGAUAAGGAGAUGGAGAAGAGGAGGAGGGUGGAGGAGGCGUAUAAAUCAGCCCUGUCUGAGCUGAAGAUGAAGUCUCAUUUUGGAGGACCUGAUUACGAGGAGGGUCCAAACAGUCUGAUCAAUGAAGACGAGUUCUUUGACGCUGUGGAGGCUGCUCUGGACCGACAGGACAAAAUAGAAGAACAGUCUCAGUGUGAGAAGAGCAGGAUACAGAGGAGCAGUUCAGUGCCUUCAGGAGACAUCUACUCCAGCGUGGGCUCUCACCGCUUCGCUGAGAAGGUGGAGGAGAUGGUUCAGAAUCACAUGACCUACUCGCUGCAGGACGUGGGUGGAGACGCUAACUGGCAGCUGGUGGUGGAGGAGGGAGAGAUGAAGGUGUACCGGCGCGAGGUGGAGGAGAACGGCAUCGUGCUGGACCCUCUGAAGGCCACACACUGUGUCAAAGGGGUCACAGGUCACGAGCUCUGCCACUACUUCUGGGACACGGAUGUUCGUAAUGAUUGGGAGACUACUGUGGAAAACUUCAACAUCGUGGAGACGCUGUCUGAUAACGCCAUCAUCAUCUACCAGACUCAUAAGAGAGUGUGGCCAGCGUCCCAGAGAGACGUCUUGUACCUGUCUGCCAUUCGUAAGAUCAUAGCCAACAACGAGAACGAUCCAGACACAUGGCUCGUCUGCAACUUCUCAGUCGAGCACGAGAAUGCCCAGCCAAACAACAGAUGCGUUCGUGCUAAAAUCAACAUUGGGAUGAUCUGCCAGACGCUGGUCAGUCCACCAGAGGGCAACAAAGAGAUCAGCAGAGACAACAUCCUGUGCAAAAUCACAUACGUGGCCAACGUGAAUCCUGGCGGCUGGGCUCCUGCGUCUGUCCUGAGGGCCGUAGCCAAGAGAGAAUAUCCCAAAUUCCUCAAGCGCUUCACUUCCUACGUCCAGGAGAAAACAGCCGGGAAGCCCAUCCUCUUCUGAGCACCAGUUCCCCAGUUCUGCUGUCGGUGUGACGGAGCACCUCCAGUUCCUGCUCUCUCCUCUAGUUUCAGCGCCCUCUAGUGACUCAGAAGACUCAUUGCGUCCCUUCUCCACAGGAAGCCCCGCCCAUCGACAGACGCUUGAUGCCUUUCUGUAGCACCACACUAGCUCACACAGACAGAGGACUAGAGAUGCCACACGCCAAUGUCUGUCCCAUGUCUUCUGCCAGAGAUCUAUAUUGAUAUGAAUAUAUAUGUAUGUAUGUAUGUAAGUAAGUAAGCGAGAUGGGAAGAGUUUAUAUAUACCGGAGAGGUUUGAAGCUGAACAUGUGAGAUCGGCUCGGUUAUAGUCUUGAGCUUUGCUCUCGUUGUGCUCGUGUAAUUGUUUUUUGGGGAAAUCAAAGGCAUGUUUGUGAGUGAACUCUAUGAAGCUGCCUGUCAUCUCCAUGUUGGCCGUCUCUUGAAUGAAGCGCAGCGCCUGCUGCUGACGAGGAGACGCUUCAUUUCUCUCUUGAUUUAGUUCUGUGUCUCGGCAGCUGAUAGACUGUAGCACAAUUCCAGAUCGAUCGGGACCGGAUGAGAUUUUUUAAUAUGUCAGAAAAACUUUGCGCGCAGAUUAUUUGUAUAUAAUUUCAUUAUUGCUUCUUACCUGACUAAUCCGACUCCAUAUGCCUUAGUGUGUGUGUGAGACUGAGAGGUGUGUACCGACUAGAAAAGUGCCUCAUUAUUCAUCUUGCUGAUCUUACCGCCCCAAACUACAGCCACAAACCAACCUGGCGUCCUGUAGUCUGCAUACUAAGAUCAUUUCAUAUUGAUUUCUUACCUCAAGUUAUUAUUUAAACCUGAUUAUACAAUCAGACUGAGUCGUCAGAAGAGCUUCCUCUAAUUGGAGGAGCCCUGACGCCAAUCAAAUUCACUGUCCAAUAGGGAGAUGCGGUUCAAAUUAGGGGCGUAGAUGAUAUGUAGAUGUAGAUCGGGUGGAAUUAGUUGCAUUUAUUUAUUUUUUCUUGAUUAAAUGUAUUCUUCUAAAGUGAAAAACUAAAUGUCAAGCUUUAAUAAACAAUCUUACAAGGCACAAA
Molecule: messenger RNA, 3038 nt
Organism: Carassius carassius (crucian carp)
Lineage: Eukaryota; Metazoa; Chordata; Actinopteri; Cypriniformes; Cyprinidae
Product: ceramide transfer protein-like
Exons: 18
Coding region: 116-1960 (614 amino acids)
Biological process (GO): ER to Golgi ceramide transport
Cellular component (GO): Golgi apparatus
Molecular function (GO): phosphatidylinositol-4-phosphate binding
Source: RefSeq, a predicted model, not a curated record